AUCGAGCUCUUGUUAUUACUGCGAAACACGUGCGAUCGAAAACAUUAACAAAUUAUUUAAAAAAUAUGAAGAAAACGGUGGAAGAAAGUUCUUCAGAAUCGGACGAGCUCGUUGCCGAAAACUCUGAGGAGUCUGAAGACGAAAGCGAGCCGGAUUUGGCAGCCAGCUCCACGGAAUCCGAUGAAGACGACUCGGAGCAAUCUUCCAACGAUGAGGAGACAGCCACACCAACCAAGAGCCGAGCAGAGAUUAUUGAAGAAAAGAUCCAGAACAAGUAUGAUAAACUUAAGGGCAGGCGCCUUUUUGUUCGCUUUCCACAGAAGUUACCAGAAGACGAGCAGGAGUUCCAGGCCAAGGUCAAGUCCCUCCACCCUCUGGUAUCCAAAUCGACAAAGCCGCGCCAAAAGCACGCUCGUUUUUGUCUGGUUGAGUUCAAAUCACAGGAAGAUCGCGAUAAAGCUUGCGGAGAUAUCAAAACAUCUAUAGAAACUGAUGCUGCGUUCAAGGGGAUCUUCGUCUCUCUACCGAAGACCGAUUCGGAUGAGUUUGUGAAUUCACUUGUGACCAAACAACAGCUUUCGGUGGAGAACAAGAGGACCAAGUCCCUAAUGAAGCGUGAAGCGAAAAAGGGCCUACGCAAGGGCAACUUCACAUCGUCCGUCGUCAUCACGAACCUGCCCAAGACGAGCUCCGUGGUGCAGGUGCGCCAGUUGUUCGAGAAUGCAGUUGACAUUCAAAUAAAGCCGGGCAAGGGCAAGUUCCGUGAGUUUAGUGCAGCGACCGUAACCCUACCCACCACAUUCGAUGCACGCAAGGCCAUCAAACAGGACCUCAGUCUGGGCGGCACCAAGCUGCAGCUACGCUUCAACACCAAAGAGCAGAAGCGCAAGCCGAAGGAUAAGCUCAAGCGCAAAGCAGGAAACGGGGAAGUCCCGAAAACACCGAAAAAGUUGAAGAAACUUGAGGCAAACUAGCAGAUAAUGUAAUAUAAUCUAGGAAUCCGUAUAAAUAAAAUGUUUUGACCCGAA
This is a messenger RNA of Drosophila subobscura, 1028 nucleotides long. RefSeq lists its product as uncharacterized. The record is from RefSeq and is a predicted model, not a curated record. Bases 66 to 974 code for a protein of 302 amino acids. The transcript has a single exon. Lineage: Eukaryota; Metazoa; Arthropoda; Insecta; Diptera; Drosophilidae. Gene Ontology annotation, molecular function: nucleic acid binding.